AUGGCCAACGGCAAUAUCCAAUACCACCCUCUGAAGACAAGGGAGGGCGGAUCAUCGCCACCUUCACGCUCACGCUCUCCGUCUCCGAUCUCAACCUCCCGAAUCCCCAACCGUUCAGGCAGUCGAAUCUCAAUCGCGAAAGCUAUCCUCCUCGUUAGUGUCUCCUUCAUGGUCCUGGCCCUUGUCCAUGUCAGCUAUUCGGCUCAAUACGAGGACGACGCCACCGCUACUGGCGGCGCUGCCGAGACGCAACAGCAGCACCAACAACCUCCAGUACAACCAGUAACGUUAACACCACCAGCUGUGCCGGUUGUACCAAAACCAGUUCCAGUAACGCCUCAACCUCCAGUCGAACCAGCCAAACCACCAGUAACGCCACCACAACCAGUUGCCGCUGAAAAUGGGUCUAUUAUCAGCGAUACUGACCUGACAACCACCUUUCGGUACGAGAACGGGACCGAAAGCCGGGUUUUCAAGCCCAACUUUUUCAAGAACGGGCCAGCGGCCAAAAAGGAGCUUGGCUCCUUCCUACAGACCCUCGCCACUCGUGCCUGGGUGGUCCAUCAACCCGAGCACAGGGACGAAGGUGGCACUGAAGAGGAGGAGGACCAUGAAAACGAUGACCAAGAGGAUGAUAACCAUGACCAGAUCGCGGUUCCUGGCCGGUAUUUCUCUUAUUUGCCGAUGGGUGGUGGAAACAAUCAGUUCAUGUCCCUCCAGAAGGCGGCUCUUUUGGCCAAGGACCUCAAGCGGACACUUAUCCUUCCUCCCAUCAGUCCCAACUCGCACAUUAGGACAUGGGCUGGUCCCCGCUAUUCUCAGUUCUACGACCUGGAGUCGUUUACACAAAAGUCUGGCAUCCCCGUCCUCGAGUGGCACGAUAUCAAGAUGACUCCCGAGAACGUUCCCGACGGGUUUGGUCAUCAAUGGGAAGAGUUUUCCGAAGAUUUUCCUUGCACCCCCAAUGGUGGUAUUGGUCUCGGCAACACGUCGUUGUAUGACAAGUUCCGCCAGCAGUUCCUGUUGAAGUAUGUCAAGACCAUCGCUGCCGACGACAAGACCGAGGGCAAGUCGACCGAUUACAAGUAUGCACGCGAUGUGCUCCUCAAGGACACGGCCACUACCGCUCCCGCAGCAGGGACCGCUCCUCCGCCCAAUGGUGAGAUUGCUAUUGACCCCAACAUGUGGAAGUGCCUCUCGUGCCCGUACUUCCUUGGUGGCCCUGACGUCGGUCCCCGAACUUGGGCUGAAGUUGGAGUAUUCCUGAGAUUCAAUGAGAAGAUCGAGGCAAUGGUCGACGAUAUCUUGGAUGUUCUCCUGGGACCUGCCAUUGAGGGUGAACCUGCAACCACUGCUGGUCCGGUGGUCGAUUCCACAUCUACUACUCACAAGGCCUUCCGCCCUCACCCACAGUUCAUCAUCGUCCAUCUCCGUCGUGGUGAUAUUGUCAACAAGUGCCCCGCAGGCAUGGCCGAGAAGGACUGUAUUGUCCAGAUUGAGGCGAUUGCCGACAAGAUUGACGAGAUUGAAAAAGUGAGGCGGACAGCGGCCCUGGCGGCGCUCAAGGAGAUGAUGACGGAUGAUGACCCAGCCUCGGAUGGUCGGAACUAUGUCCACAAGCGUCUCCCGGUCCUUGUGACGACCAACGAGCAACGUCGCGAGGAGCUCGACAAGAUUGACCGACUGGGCUGGAUCCUGUUGGACCAUGGAGAUGACGAGAAGGAUGAGAAGGGUCAGAUCAAGCCUUCGAAGACCAAAAAAUUGGGAACCGAGUUGAGAUUUGGACCCUGGUACCCUCCAAUGUUGGAUGCUGUCCUGUUGACCAGGGGAGACUAUCUGAUUGGGAUGGCCAACUCGCGUAUGAGUAUCCUGGCGACCCAGCGUGGUGCCGCCUGGCACAACCAUCACACCAUGGUCAUGUAA
This is a messenger RNA of Linnemannia hyalina, 1923 nucleotides long. Lineage: Eukaryota; Fungi; Mortierellomycota; Mortierellomycetes; Mortierellales; Mortierellaceae. The record is from the annotation of a GenBank genome assembly.